AUGCAUGACAGCAAGGAAGAUUGCGAUGUGGAAGUGCUGGCGGCCAACCGAGCGAGUCUGCGAGCCCAACAAGCCCGUUACACUGGCUGGCUGGCUGGUCGGGCCGGCUCCGUCUCCUGUGUCUGUCCUGAGUCCCUCGCUCGACGUGCAGCCCCUCUCCCAUGCUCUCACCUGACACCUGACCACCCGCGCACUCUUGACACCCUCACCCUCACCCCGACCCUCGUACCCUCGCUCACCCUCACUCUGCCAGCCCAAGCAGCAGUCAGCUUGCUCGUCAACACAACGCAACGUUUACGAGUCUCCACGCAACUUCCUCGACUACCAGAUCGCACUGCCCCCUCCCAGAUCCGCUCUGAUAUCGGUUCGACCCUGCCCACAUCGCUCUCAUCCGGCAUUGCCCUCUCUCGUCUUCACUCGAAGGCACCUCCGCCUCGCCUGGCUCCAGCUUUGCAACCUGCUGCCAGCGAGUUCAACACCCGUGACGCGACGGCGAGGGGGACUGGAUCAGGCGUCGCGGGCAUCGCUAAACAAACAGGAGCGCUGGAUCUCGGGCCCGCAGGGACUCGCUCAUCGCUCGAGGCUGGUACACACCAGGUGUUUGAGCGACGGCCAUCCAACACCUCUGUUCAUUCCAUGCACUCCACGGGCACCAACCACUCGUCUUCCACCCAGCAGCUGCGUGACAGAGAGCUCGCCCAGUCGCCAGCGUCGGUGUCCUCAUCCGGCACCCUCCCGUGGAUGACCCCACGAGAAGCCUUCAAUCAAAGUCCACAGUUUGCAACAUCGUCUCUACCAGCCCUUCCAACCGUCCCCGGAUCAGUCCAGGCUCAUCCGACUCAACCGGGUCCUCCGGGGGGCAUGGCGCGGCCAUCAUCUCACACUCAACUUCCUCGCAUCGCACGACCGCCGUCAAUAGACGGGGUCAAUGACAUGUCCAGCCCACGAAGUGCGCCUUCCAGUGCCAGCCCCUUAUCGCAGAACGCCCAACACGGACCCCCGUUCAUGCAACCACCACCUCGCUCGACUUCUUCGCCAGACCCGCGGUUAGGCCCUGACGGACCAGGCUCAUCGAGGAGCUCGCCGGUCACAUCGCCCCGGCCAGCCGCAUCGAUUCCGCCAUAUGCGCACAUGCCUGCGACUGGAGCAGGAGCCGGAGCACAGACCAACUUCGCGGUCCCUCCGCCAAGAGUGUCAUCGUUCACCAACGCCGCUGCCCUUACUACUGGUAGCGGAGGCAGUGAUGGUGGCAUCACUCCACGCAGGAGCGAGACUCCCACGUCGACAACUUCAUCGCAUGCACCGCCCGGAUCUGCUGGGCAGGGGGCUGUACAGAACUACCAGCCCACGCAGCAACCAACUGCCCGCCGAUCUGGAUCCGUCACGUACUGUGCCAAGUGCGGCCUUGCCGUUCGAGGACAGUUCGACUGCGACAAGGUUGUUGCCCAGAAGUUCUUCCCUGUCGAGGACAACGAGGGCAGACAAUAUCCGUUGUGCGAGAGAGACUACUUUGCUCGUCUCGAUCUGAUCUGUGCGAAGUGUGACCAAGCGCUGAGGUCGUCGUAUAUUACCGCCUGCGGUGAGAAGUUCCACGUCGAGCACUUUACUUGCUCAGUGUGUGACACGGUCUUUGGCGCCAGCGAUUCUUAUUAUGAGCAUGACGGUAAAGUUUACUGUCAUUAUCACUACUCAAUCAGCUUCGCCAAUAAGUGCGUCGGAUGUGAGACUGCUAUCUUAAAGCAGUUCGUGGAGAUCAACCGCAAUGGCCGAGACGAGUGCUGGCACCCCGAGUGCUACAUGAUCCACAAGUUCUGGAACGUCCGUCUCGCCUCGCGCAACUUCACGACACCCGCUUCCGCAACUCCCGCGUCGUCGAGCCUGUCACUGCUAGAGAUGAGCUCCAUGCCUGGGGCAAUGCCCGGCAUGUCUCCUCAAUCCUCGUUGUCUGCGAACGCCAGUCCAGGUUGGGAUGCUGAGAUGUCCGCGAAAGACCUCAAGGAGCGCCAGAUUGCGAUGGAGCUCAAGGUGUCCCAAAUCUGGCUCGUGCUCUCCGGCUUUGAGGAGAGCUCAGCAGCCUGCAUCGGUGACAUGCUCCGAGUUGUCAACGAACGUAAACUCCUCGACGUGAUCCUACUGGCGGAGAAGUUCAUCUUGCACGUUGAGACGCUGUUUGCGGUUAUCGACGACCUGGAGGCCCAGUUCGCGCUUGCUGGCGUCAAAGGAAUGUCUCAUGCGAGGGAGGCGAAGCAGCUUUGCCGCAAGCUCGUCAACUUCUUCUCGAUGCUGUCUCAGAUCUCCCCGCACGCCAACACGAUCCCCAACAUGCAGGAGUUGUUGACGCAGGUGACGCAACUCGCUCACUACCUCAAGAUCCUCAUCCGCAUUGCUUUGACCGGUGCCAUCAAGCUCGAUAGAGAACAGAACAAUCCCAAGGCCAUGACCAACGCUCUGGCUCGUCUACACCUGUUGUCGCUUGACAAUGCCGAGCCGUCGCUCCGAAAGCGUGGUGAUCACCCCAACCCCACGCCGCCAAGCGAUGAAUGGAAUGGGAACGAAACGGCGGAGGAGAUGGCGAAGCGCAGCUAUGACCUGCUGAGCAGACACCCUGAAGGCUUCAUCCCCAGCACGAAGGAGAUUGCGUACGGUUACCGAAGUCUGGCGUCGGAGGUCACCGGUGAGACAACCAUCCGGGGACCGCAAAACGAUACCUUUGUGCCGAACGAUGGCUGCAUCACUUGUAACGGCGCCAUCGAGGACGAUUGUGUGCGUCUCGGCAUGUUCAAUCGCUGGCACUCGAUGUGUGUCGAGUGUGGAAAGUGUCACGACAAGGCGGGCAUCCACCACGACCAGGAGAGUGCUUCGGACCGAACGGCUGAACUUGGAUCCGAAGGUACGCACGACUACAUGGUGAAGGCUCCUGCCCGAAGGUUGCCACCCAGAGUCGACGACUUCUGCUUCGAGCCCCCCAAGACUCAGUACGGACCCACCGACAUCAUUUGGUGUGUGACUCAUCGCACCGCCACCGCCGAGACUGGCUUCCAGUCUGUGUCUCGUCUGGAGCAAUUCGCAUUCCUCCUCCACGUUGCCCUGCGCCGUCUGUACCUCCAUUUCCGCGAGCACCACAAGAUUCCCAGCGCUUUGACGCGCAGCGAUGCGAGCACCGAUGUCAAGCGUGUCAAGUCGGUGACGCUGGAUCGCAAGUUGUCCUCCACUGCCCGACUGCCGCAGCGCUCAACUGUGGUGGAAAGCCCAGCAGGCAAAAUGGCGGACGAGAACGGCCAAGUUGUGCCUGCGCGGUCACCGUCUGGAUCAGUGCCACCCCCAACGAUUGAGGAGGGCGGCAGUACUGAGAGUGGCGUUGAUGUCCUCCGGCCUGCGUUUGCACGCAACAACACUCAGAUUAGGAUUGUCAAGGACGAGCCACCCACGCAAGAGUCUCAGAACACUGAGCUCAGCAACAUGAUGCUGGCUGUGCCUCAGGCCCAUGGCAAGGAAGACGACGCAAUUACUCUCAGCGAUAUUCCGACGCUGCUCGCGAACCAGCAGAACCAGCCUCGAUCGGCUUUGAACAGUGUUCCUCUGUUUUCUCAGUUGACGCCGCUCGACGCCAGCAUUGUCCGACACUUUGCGCUCAUCAAUCUGACCAAGACUGGUCUCGGACACUUAAUCGACGUCGAUGACAUUCUUGAGCUGCUGGACACGCGUAAGAAUCAGUGGUGGAACAAGAUUUUCAAGAACAAUGGCAAGAAGGAUCAAAAGAAGAAGGGAAUUUUCGGAGUUCCGAUUGAAGUGCUUGUCCACCGUACCGGAUCCGACUCGCAGCAGGGUUCCAACCCGACGACGACGCUUCGUGUGCCAGAAUUCAUCGAGGACAUUGUGUCGACGAUGCGUCAGCAGGACAUGGCGGUCGAGGGAAUCUUCCGAAAGAACGGCAACAUUCGUCGCCUGCAGGAUAUUUCCGACCAGCUCGACAAAGACUCGUCCAUUGUUACGUUGUCCGAGGAGAACCCCGUCCAGCUUGCUGCGCUGCUGAAGCGCUUCCUCCGAGAGAUGCCGGAACCGCUCCUGACGUUCAGGCUGCACAAGCUGUUCUGUGCGGCCGCCACUCUGCCGAAUCCGGAGGACCGAAAGCGAUGCCUGCACCUGCUCGUGCUUCUGCUUCCUCGAGCUAACCGUGACACCCUUGAGGUUCUUUUCGUCUUCCUCCGCUGGGUUGCCUCGUUCUCGUACCGCGACGAGGAGACUGGAUCGCGCAUGGACAUUGCCAAUCUCGCCACCGUCAUCACACCAAGCAUCUUGUACGCUAAGAGCGGCAACCCUGCCCGUGAAGACAGCAUGGUCGCCAUCAACGCGGUGCAGCAGCUGCUGGAGAACCAGGACGACAUUUACCACGUCCCUCUCGAGCUCAUGUUCGUCCGACACGACAAGGUCGCGCAGAUCUUUGCCAACUACAGCGACUACCUACCGCCGAAGGAAAUGCACAAGCAUCUGCAGAACUACCUGCAGCGCCGCUACCCGCAGGGCAACCAGUCCGGCCAGCACCAGCGCCAGCCGCCUCCGCCCGGCGGUGGCCCGCACAUGGCCCGUGCCGAUUCGAACCAGAACCAGCCGAACCGUCCCGCCGACCUGCGCCUGUCGUCGCUGCCCCCGCCGCACCCAACUGAAGGCAGUGCGUCGGGCAGCCUCCGCGCUCCGCAGAGCAACAACAACUCGCGCCCGACAAGCUGGGGCGCUGUCGCUCCCCCGCCCGGCCCAGGAACGCCGGGCAGCUCUGGUCUGCCGCCCGUUCUUAACGGGAACGCGGCGCAGGGGCAGCCCUUCGGCCCACCAGGGGGCCAGCAGCAGCAGCCGGCCAUGUCGAUGCCGAUGCCGGCGCCGCAGUUCCGCGGCGGCCCCUUCCAGGGCGCAGAGCGCAACGGCUCCCGCCAGAGCUCGCGGGGCAGCGCGCCGAGCUCCCCCGGCCUGCCCGAGGCGGACCGGCGGUCGUUCCAGAUGGAGCGCGACCGCUCGCGCGAGCGCGCCUGGACGCCGAGCGAGCAGCACUCGCAGGGACACGCCCAGGGACAUCCGCAAAUGUCGCAGCAGUCGCACCAGAUGUCCCAGCAGGGCCACGGGAUGAGCCAGCAGUCGCACCAGAUGUCGCAGAUGUCGCAGGCGCACGGCCGGUAA
Trichosporon asahii var. asahii CBS 2479 is the source of this 5169-nucleotide messenger RNA. Its product is annotated as rho GTPase activator. Gene Ontology annotation, biological process: signal transduction; actin cytoskeleton organization. The transcript has 7 exons. The record is from RefSeq and is a predicted model, not a curated record. Bases 1 to 5169 code for a protein of 1722 amino acids. Lineage: Eukaryota; Fungi; Basidiomycota; Tremellomycetes; Trichosporonales; Trichosporonaceae. Gene Ontology annotation, cellular component: cytoplasm.